This is a messenger RNA of Vespula vulgaris, 3764 nucleotides long. RefSeq names its product tuftelin-interacting protein 11 (gene sip1). Gene Ontology annotation, biological process: spliceosomal complex disassembly. Gene Ontology annotation, molecular function: nucleic acid binding. NCBI's taxonomy places the organism in Eukaryota, Metazoa, Arthropoda, Insecta, Hymenoptera, Vespidae. The record is from RefSeq and is a predicted model, not a curated record. Gene Ontology annotation, cellular component: U2-type post-mRNA release spliceosomal complex. Bases 196 to 2712 code for a protein of 838 amino acids. The transcript is spliced from 8 exons.
GGUAAUGGCAUUUACGACAGUAGGUGUACGUUGCUUUGCUUAUGUAUCCUGACUACGUGAAUUGAACUUACAUUGUCCUUUUGAUGUCGUUUGUGUAAUGAGUGUUAAUGAACUUGAUAUUACUAUAAAAAGGAAUUUUUAUUUUGAAUUUAUUAAAAGUCGUGUGUGAGUUUAUUGAUAAUUAUCUUUGAAAAUAUGUCAGAAGACGAAGUAGAAAGUUUCGAGAUCUCCUAUGAUUUUGAAAAUGAAUUUAAUAUUAAUCGUCCUAGACGAAAACUUUCUAAAAAACAGCAGAUGCUCGGUAUCUGGGCAGAUGAUAGCGAAGAGGAUGAACUUUCUGCGCGACCUUCUUUCAAAACAUAUAACAAAGGUCCAAAGAAUUAUACAGUUCCGGUUAAUUUUGUUGCCGGAGGUAUUCAACAAUCUGGUAAACCAGCAGAAGAAAAAGAGGAUAAAGAAAAAGAUGAUGAUGACGAUGACGAUGACGAUGAUGAUACAAGAACGUCUCAAAGAGAUGGGGAGGGAUAUUUUAAUAGUUCAAGUUCAGAGGAUGAAAAACCAAGUAAUUCCAAACAACGUACAUCAUUCUCAUUGAACGUAGAAGGAGAUAUUGCUGGAUUACGUAAAAAGAGAUAUCAAGUGACUUCUUCAUUCAUGAAAAGUGGAGUAGGCAGCUGGGAAGUACAUACAAAAGGAAUUGGAGCUAAACUGUUACUACAGAUGGGUUUUGAACCUGGCAAAGGAUUGGGAAAGCAAUUACAAGGAAUAAGUGCACCAGUAGAAGCUCACUUUAGAAAAGGUAGAGGUGCUAUUGGUGCGUACGGCCCGGAGAAAGGACCAAAAAUGGUUGAAAAAAGAAAAGAAGAAGCAGAGGAUGCAAAGGAUUCUAAGUCUAAAGUAUCUCAAUGGCGAAAAGGGGAUAGUAUUAAUAAUAAAAAAAAAGUCAAAUAUUCAUAUCGGAGUGUUGAUCAAGUUCUAGAAGAUGGAAAAUUAAAACCAAAUAGAAAACUUCCACUUUCGAGUGAAAUGAGCAGAGUGAAAGUUAUAGAUAUGACAGGGCCAGAACAAAGAAUUUUAAGCGGUUAUCAUGCAAUAGCCAGUGGCCAACAAUAUCCCGAUGAAACUAUUCCAAGUGUGAAUAAAAAGGACAAAAUUAAUUUUUCUUUGCCAGAAUUACAGCAUAAUUUAAAUUUGCUUGUAGAUAUGUGUGAACAAGAUAUUAUACAGAAUGAUAGAAGAACAAGACACUUGAGCGAUAGAGUAAUAGCGUUAGAAGCGGAGAAAAGAAAUCUGUCUAAGGUUGUAGAUCAACAUGGACAACUCAUUGAUACUUUAGAAAAUGUUCUAGCAGUUGUAGAUAGAUUAAUGGAUGAAACAAGUGAUAUAACGUUGCAAGAUACUGCUGAUGUAUUUAAAAGUUUGCAAGAUAAAUAUUAUGAGGAAUACAAGAUGUAUGAAUUAGGUGAUUUAGCAACUAGUUUUGUGGGUCCAAAAAUAAAAGAUUCUUUACUUUCUUGGAAUCCAUUAAUGCAACCAAAGCAGCCUAUAAAAUUAUUUGAACAAUGGAAAGAAAUAUUAGAGACUGGUACAAGUCCACUUCAAACAAGAACGAUACAACCUUACGACCAACUUGUUUGGAAUGCAUGGAUGCCUUCUAUCAGAGGAGCUGUACAACAGUGGACAUGCAGGCAACCAGAUUCGUUAAUAGAGCUAUUAGAGCACUGGAUACCAUUGCUACCUGGUUGGAUUUUUGAAAAUAUUUUGGAUCUAUUAAUACUUCCUAAACUUACUUUAGAGGUAGAAGAAUGGAACCCACUCACAGAUACUGUUCCAAUACAUACAUGGAUCCAUCCUUGGUUACCAUUAAUGCGUAAUUGGUUGGACACAUUAAUAUAUCCAAUUAUAAGACGCAAACUUGGUUCUGCUUUGGGAGGUUGGCAUCCGUCAGAUAGAUCAGCAAGAUUAAUGUUACAACCUUGGGCAGAAGUAUUUGCUAAGGGUGAUAUGGAAGCUUUUCUAGUAAAAAAUAUUAUACCAAAACUUCAAAUAGCUCUUUCCGAGUUUGUUAUAAAUCCACAUCAACAGCAUUUGGAUCAAUGGAAUUGGGUGAUAGAAUGGAAAGAACUAAUACCAUCCCAUAUAAUGGCGAAUUUACUCGAUAAAUUCUUCUUUCCUAAAUGGGAACAAGUUUUGACUUUUUGGUUAAAUCAUUCUCCAAAUUACGAUCAAGUAAUGAAUUGGUAUAUGGGAUGGAAAGGAAUGUUGAGCGAUAAGUUAUUGGCAGAACCAUUAGUGAAAGAACAUUUUAAGAAGGCGAUCGAUAUGUUAAAUAGAGCCGUGGCUGCACCCCCGAGUCAUCAACCAGGAGCUAUGGACCAAGUUUCGUACUUGAACAAUUUGGAGAGGAAUCAACCGACGAUAAUGUCACAGAUGUCAUCAGUGGUACAACCGAGGAUGGAGAGGUUGGCAGAAGCAGUGAGAAUAGCAGCACCACAAAUUCAUCUAGGCUUUAAAGAUCUCAUACAAAGGAAGUGUGAAGAACGAGGUAUCCUUUUCAUGCCUAUUCCAAAUAAAUACAGGGAAGCGAAGCAAGUUUACAAAGUGGGUAAUGUCCAAGCGUAUAUAGACGGCAAAAUGAUAUUUGUUUAUCAUAAUGGAGCCAAUUGGACGCCGACGAAUGUGAACGCCUUACUCGAUAUGGCGGAACUUUAGAAAUAAGUUUAACGGUGGACGAAAUUAUCAUCUAACACUUCGAUUUUAAUUUAUUUUAAGAAUAAAUUUUAAUAACGACAUUUUAUAAUGUUAUUCGAUACAUAGGGAUACGAUUUUUGUUUUGUACAUAUUAUACAUAAUUAGCGAAUAUCACGCGAUGAUUUUAUCCAACGAGAAGAGAAAAGAGAAAAAUAGAAGGUAAAAAGAAAAACAACCAUGUUGUAUGUAAAAUAUAAGGGUAAGAAUUUGUACGUAAUAUCUUACGAAUAUCAAAACACGAAUAGCAUUACAUUAGGAAGUAUUUCCUUCUUUUUCUUAUCAAAUAUCUUUGCAUAGUGAUUAUUUCUUUAAAACGACGAGCUAAUACUCGUAGACUUCGGCUUUGCCGAUCUUCAAUCUUAUCGAGUAGCACUUCUGUUCGGUCAGUUCGAAGUCGAACGCGUGUAGGCGCCUCUGGUUAUCCCACUACGAAGGCGCAGCUUUUAAAACUCCUCCAUAUGGAAAGUUGCAUGCUUGAUUCCUAUGGAACCCUGUACUUGCUCAUUCGUUUGUACAUGUGUGCGAAAGAGAGAUAGAGAAAGAUAGAAAGAGAGAGAGAGAGAGAGAGAGAGAAAGAGAGAAACAGGGCCAAUGAGUAGCUUGUAUCAAACGUUACGAGUGUGCACAUAAGCGAUACGUCGUUGGUGCACUAACACGAAUGUAUGCAAAACGCUUACUCGAGAGACUGGUCCAGGGAGAAGAGGAAAAGAGGAUGGACGUCUUCUCUUCGCCUACGCGGCCGAUCCAUGCUCUCUCGGGUGUCGAGAAAAUUUGCAUCGACGCGAGGCCCGUGUCUGCCUAGUAACCGGCUGUCUCCACUGUCUUCUCUCGUCCGCCUGUCCACAACAUACGUGCGAGAUGCAUCUCUACGAGAAUGCAUCUUUAGCUUUUCGAAACGAUUUACUCGAUACAUUGUAUUCGUUAUUAUGAUCUUAAGUCUCACUCUCUCUCUUUCUCUUUGUUUUCUGUUUUUGUAAUUUUUGAUUAUUUUUAUUAUUAUUAUUAUUGUUAUU